Messenger RNA from Aspergillus oryzae RIB40, 486 nucleotides. Its product is annotated as nucleotide triphosphate diphosphatase NUDT15. Bases 1 to 486 code for a protein of 161 amino acids. Gene Ontology annotation, biological process: dGTP catabolic process. The record is from RefSeq and is a predicted model, not a curated record. The transcript has 3 exons. NCBI's taxonomy places the organism in Eukaryota, Fungi, Ascomycota, Eurotiomycetes, Eurotiales, Aspergillaceae. Gene Ontology annotation, molecular function: 8-oxo-7,8-dihydrodeoxyguanosine triphosphate pyrophosphatase activity. Gene Ontology annotation, cellular component: cytosol.
AUGCCCCAAACCAUAACAACCCCAGAUCCAAGAGUAGGCAUCGGUGCCUUCAUUCUCAACAAGAAGGGCGAAGUCCUCCUAGGCAAGAGAAAGGGCAGCCAUGGUGCAGGUACCUGGGCUCUAGCAGGAGGUCAUCUUGAAUUCGGCGAGACUUUUGAGAACUGUGCCGAACGGGAGGUCUUGGAAGAGACGGGGCUCACUAUCCGCAACGUUCAAUUUCUCACGGCUACCAAUAAUGUCAUGCUAGAUGAGAAUAAGCAUUACGUGACUGUCUUUGUGAGUGGGGAUAUUUGUGGUGAUGCUGUGGAGCCGAAGCUGAUGGAGCCGGAGAAAUGCGAGGCGUGGGAGUGGGUGGCUUGGGAGGAAAUUGUCGCGUUGGCUAAAGACGCCAUGGCUGGGAAGGAGAGCGGCGAGAGGAAAAAGCUGUUUUCGCCGUUGGUAAAUUUGGUAGAACAGCGGCCUGGAUUUCGUCCAGUUGUGAACUAA